Messenger RNA from Protopolystoma xenopodis, 288 nucleotides. The record is from the annotation of a GenBank genome assembly. NCBI's taxonomy places the organism in Eukaryota, Metazoa, Platyhelminthes, Monogenea, Polystomatidea, Polystomatidae.
UCGGACUUAACUUGUGUGAAUCAUGCCCUUUCUGAUUACGAGGCGCUUAUGGGCACUUAUAUCCUCCCUGUUCUCUCGCCACCGCCUUCUAACCAGCCUGUUCUUGUGGCUGGACAACGUUUAUCCACUGCUUCCGACUCUUCACAUCACGUCCUCUCACAAUCAUCCGCACCGUCUGAUUCGCCUAAAGGCAGUCCCGAUCUGAUGGGCUGGACAUCCCGAUCUGAAUUACUUUCUCCAGAUGCGUCGAUGACUUAUUUACAUAAAAAUAGUGAGUAUUUCACAUAA